AUAAGAUAUCCGGUAUUGCGUCGGAGAGGAGGCAAUCUGGCAAACACGCAACCCACACUGGGACAACUGAUAACGUCAGUACUUGAAUUGUAUCUGUUCACAACAUGCUGGGCCGCAGGGAGAGGCGACGUCAGAGAAGAGAGGCGCAGCAGCAAGAAAAUAAUUCUUCGGGCAAAAAGAUUGUGAAAACAGUGAUGAAAACUGUAUUUAUGCCACACAAUGCUGUGACUACCACAAUAAGUUGUGCGAAACUAGGAGUGAAGGUGGUCAGUAAAUUUGCGGGUUCUCACGAAGAUGUAAGCAGUCAUGAGCCAGAACAUCCAAUCACAUCUUCUCAGCAUAUAUCAAAGUCCACUCCAGAUUUGCGUCCAACAUGUCCAAACUGGACAUCAAGCUCUCCUUCACCCAACAUGUGCCCGCCACAAGAUUUUACAUCAUCUACCAUGAUGACUUUUCCACAUAGUAGUACUAGAGCUCUCUCACCAAACACCGCUUCCUCAUCUUCACCAGCGUAUUGGGGAGUAACUGAUCCCCUACCAAAUGUAUCCUCUACAGCUUCCAGUACGCGAUCCAACUCACCCAGUGUACCUCCGAAUACACCAUAUGAGCCAGUAUCAAAUCCGUUUGCUGGACCAUAUUUGCAUCCAAUGGCACUAGCGACAUAUUAUGAGAACUAAGUAUUCACAGUUUUAAUAGUUCUACUUUGAACAUGAUGUGCAGAAAAUUAUGGUUGCAUCACAAAUGUUAAUAAAGGUGAUGUAGAAGCUAAAUUAAAAAGCAUUAUUACAAGGUGGUCCCAGAAAACAUGAUACGUUUGGAAAAAUAAUUGUUAAGGUUUUUGUUUAGUACUAUUGCUUUUGGAAGAUUAGCACGUAGGUAUUACAGAAUCUAUAUCAUAAGCAACUAUUCAUGUUGUUAACGUCUCAAUAAACAGUGAUACAUUGUGUACGUAAUUUUAAACUUACGUAAUAAUGAUUACAUAAUCAUUUAUAAAGCUAUGACUGUCCAGUGGAUCACAAUUUUAAAUGUAAAAUAAUGAAUAAAUAAUAAAGAACAACUACAUUUACAAUUUUUUUAAUUAUAUGCGCUACAGAAUAGUUUCUUUAAAACGACAACAGUAAAAAUCCGAUCUCAAGUCUUAGAACUAUAAAUGCUAGUAAAACAAAUUUACUAGAAAAUUUGUUACUUAUUCCGUAAUAGUCUAAGUGUAGAGUCUGGUUGUUUUUUGCCCGCAAAAGUUUAAGCUGAUGUUAUGAGAAUAGAGUGUUAGCAGAGUGUCCAAACAAUUUAUAUCAACACAAGAUAUUUAACACAAUAUAUAAAACAAAAUAAACAUUCUUAAAGUAACUUAUCCCAGUUUAGUCUAAUGAAGACAUUAAAGGUGUUUCUUUGGCUAUUCUCAGCUUAAAAUUUAAAAAUAUACUUCUGCACGAUCUGGUUUAUAUGGUUUAUUGAUCUAUACACUAACAGGUCACUGAAAAAAAUGAAUGUGAAGGGGCAGUGUUAAUAAAUUUAUUAGAAAUUAUUAUACAAAUUAUACAAUCUAAUUAUACAAAUUAGACAGAGAUAGAGUGGUCAGUGUAAUCCACGGUAUAACAGCUGUGAUAUGUAUAGUCAGAUGGGUUGCGAAUUACCAGUCUUCAGAAAAAGGGCAAACAAAUGUACGGUCGUUAUGUACUCUCACGAAAGUUAUUAAUCAUGAGGAAGUCAUGACUUACAUUUCGCCAAAACUUUCGUUCAGUGAAUAUAAACUCUAAUAUUAAGUAUGAUAAACUUUCAUAAAUGAAAUGUCCAUAUAGUACUGACUUAAGUUCAAAUACAUUGAAGUCGGGUGUGUUUUAAACAGUUAGCCUUUAUUACACGAAUCAACUUCUCCUAUUUGAGAAACUCCAUAAUUGCUACGAAAUCUAACCUAGAAUUACCACGAGACGUUCUUACUACAGAUGUAACUUGGUGGAUAGCUUAUUCAAAAUGGUAAUAGGUGCUGCCAUUGCUAUAACUUAGUGCUGGACUAUAUUCAUCAUUCAUAUUCUAUAAUACACUAUGCUCUAUAAAUUCCAGGAGUUUUAACUAGGGCAGAAUCAUUGAGUUGAGCUGCAUUCAAUAUAGUAGGUACCUGCAAUUUAGUUUUCUAACUUCAAAUGCAAUGGUUUAGGGCCAUAGUUUAAGUUUGCAUUAACUUCCCAUAAUCAUUCAAGUUCCUCAAGAGACCAAACACCAUAAAUGCCAUUUUGAUCUUGUAGGUACGAAAUAGUUACCAAAAUGUAUAAUACGAAAAAUUAAAAAGAAGCCAAGUGAUUGCGUAAAAGGAAUAAAUUAUCCAAAAGUAACUAAAGAAAGAGAAUAUUUAUGAUUUAGUGCGUCCGCGUCUGAACUGUUUUAGAACAAGAAAGAAGUUAAGAUUUCUAAAUUAUUCUUUUUUACCCGGAGUUAUGUGUGGUUGCUUGUGAUUAUAAGGUGUAUUGUAACACGUAUUAUUUAGUUACGUAUAUAAUAACUAGUGGUAGUGUUGUAAAUAGUUUUAUUUUUGAGUAUGAUAUAAAUAAUUACACAAAUGACGAAAAUAUUUGUUGAAAUAUCUUACUAAUGAGGUAGAAAAUUUUAUAACAAAUGUGAUUGUCUGUAUUAAGUAGCCAAUAGUUUGAUGAGUUCAUUUAUUGAGUAAAAAUCAAACUAAAUAGUAUACAAGCAAUACGGUACUUAUUUACAUGUAAAUAUUACCAAGAAAUACGUGUUAUUAAUAUAUUAUAACUAAGAAUCAACAAACAGAUAUACAAUAUAAUGACUUCAGAAAGGAACAACAAAUAUACACAUGUAGACAACGGGUGAAUAAAUGAGAAAAAUAAACAUGAUGAAUUGAUUUGUGACUAUACCAACCUGUAGAUUGUUCCGUACAUGCAGUAAAUAUUUCACUCCUGUUAGUAAAUAUUUUCGGUUCUGUUUUACAGAGGUUUUAUCUCUCUUUACGGUUCUCACAUGAUUACUAAGAAAGGAGGGGAGAGAAUAAAAGAUAACACCGCCCAGAAGUGAUUAUAAUCUCGCCAUCCCACAAUGUACGGGUCGGGACCGGGACGCCUGCACUUUCAACAUCGUAGGAGACAUAAGUUAAAAACUGUGCUAUAUUUAUCUGACAUCUCUCAGUUAAUGAGAGCUUAGGAUAUAUCUCAAGUCAUUGAGGGAAAUAAGUAUGGUAAAGUGCAAUUAUUUACAUUUACUAACUUAUACUAUAGAAAAAACAUACUUAGACUGGUAUGCAAUUAUUUGAAGUAUUUGGUUUGAUCAAUUUACAUAAAAAUUUGGUGUUUUAGAGUUUGGAAACCAAUGUUUACUAGAAUUUUAAAAUGUAUACUUAAUUAAGAUUAAUGCUUCUGAACUGAAUAAGCUUUUACAGUUUACGAACUUUGACUUUCUUAAUGUACAAAGUUCAAAAGAUUACACCAUUAUAAAGGCUUAUAUAGUAACUACCAUAUUGGCAGUGUGUAUGCAAUAGUUGCUUCAAGUAUUGUUCUUUGAUGAUUUUCAAAUUAAAUGCGAUUAAUGAGUUA
This is a messenger RNA of Homalodisca vitripennis (glassy-winged sharpshooter), 3545 nucleotides long. RefSeq names its product putative protein TPRXL. The transcript is spliced from 3 exons. Bases 105 to 677 code for a protein of 190 amino acids. The record is from RefSeq and is a predicted model, not a curated record. Lineage: Eukaryota; Metazoa; Arthropoda; Insecta; Hemiptera; Cicadellidae.